This is a messenger RNA of Rhodofomes roseus, 1503 nucleotides long. RefSeq lists its product as uncharacterized. The record is from RefSeq and is a predicted model, not a curated record. Lineage: Eukaryota; Fungi; Basidiomycota; Agaricomycetes; Polyporales; Fomitopsidaceae. The transcript is spliced from 5 exons. Gene Ontology annotation, molecular function: protein binding. Bases 184 to 1203 code for a protein of 339 amino acids.
GAAACGCGUGAACGUGUUCGGGUCGCGGCUCGCGAGUCGCAGCACACCGCCAGUCUCGUUCGGCAGACCGUCAUUCUCCUCGAUUGGCUUCCCGCCCAGCUGCGCUCGUACCACCCCCGCAGGCCGUCCUUCGCCCCAGCAGCCGCCCCCUACCCAUCUCGCCCGCCUUACGCCCCCGUCACCAUGCCGCCUCGCGGGAGUGAGGGUCUUGACUUCACCCCGAUCCUCACGCACUAUCUCUUCCUCUUCACAGCUAUCCUUUCGGUGGUAGGAUGGUUUUUGGCGUUCAUCGCGCAAGCCAUAGCAACCGCUAACUUCGGCCAUGGUGCCGUCGGCGUACUAUGGUUCUCCAUUUUCCUCCAGCUCUUCCUCAUCCUCGGCGUCAUGCACACUCUGGCCAGCGACUCCAUCGCUAUGCACCGGUUCCAAAUAUCCAUAUUCGGCGCAGUAGCAAUCGUGUUUGCCGUAAUCGGCGUAAACGAGGGCAUUUUCUCAGGACAUGCGUCGCUCGACGCCAUGGCCGCUGGCUGGCUCAUUCUUGCCGUGGUCGACAUACUCUGGGUGCUAUACUUCACGUCGGAAGAGGACUCGCUCGUGCUGCACAUUUUCAACUCGCUCGGGACAGGCGGCCUCACCCCUCCUUCACGACGUCGCAGAGCCGCGCGCACAACCUCCAUGCACACCAUGGGCGCAGGUAACGGUUACCAGGCAGGCUUUGGCUCCACGCCCGGCGGAAUGGCAACUGGUUACGACACCAAGAUGGCAAGCAGCCUCGGAGGACCUAUCGGGAGUGGAAAUAGCUUCAAUGCCGGAAGCGUGGAGGGGCCUCCGCGCAGCAUUGCCGGCACAGGCAGCAUAAACAACGUGCCUGCUGGAGGAGGAGGACCCGGGUCCGUAGGCGGAGGCGAUAUUGGCUUGUCUGCGAGCUCGCCUCUGAUGGGCGGCAACGCUGGAGUAGGAUCUGGUGGUGGACCUCCCUUGCCAGGCACUCCAGCGGGAGGUGAGGCGAGUAUGGAUGAUGGCCCUCUGUACAAGGCGAAGGCUCUGUAUUCAUACAACGCAUCGCCUGACGAUCCGAAUGAGAUAUCUUUCAACAAGGGCGAAAUCAUGGAGAUCAUCGACAAACAAGGCAAAUGGUGGCAAGCGAAAAAGGUGGAUGGCUCUGUAGGAAUUGCGCCAUCAAAUUAUCUACAGAUAGUAUAAUCAUGGACGCUUAUUUAUAUCCCAAUCUUGCUGCUACGAACAGCCAUGACAUGAUGCUAUCCGUACGCUACGUCUAUCUCGUUCGUCCUGGCAGGCCCCGAGGUUCCUUGUCCAUGUUCUUGCGAUGGACGUCUUUCUCUUGCUUGCCUCGUAGCCUUUCCCCUGCUCUGUAUCUCGCUGUUGUCAAGGUCGCUUGAUUUGUAGAGUAGUUCCUUUUGAUGGCAUGGAAUCUUGGGGUUGACCCAGUCUCAGUCGUACAAACGCAUGGCGCUUGGUCCGUCAGCUUGGUCCGUCGGUGCA